AUGAAAUUUACAAAUACACUUAUCAAACUAAUCUCUCUAAAGCACAUUUAUUGUUUGUUUUAAAUGAGAGUUGAGUAUUUUAUGGCUUGGAAAACAAGAUUAGAUUAUUGUUAGGAAAAUACUUUAGCUGCACUUUAGGAUAAACCCAUAAAAAAUAAAUAAUGGUAAUUAUUUUGUUCUUUUAUUUACAAAAUAACUAUAGAUAAGUAAAGAAAUAAAAAAAAAAAAAACAUUUCUUGGGAUGAUGAUCAUAAAUUCUCGACGACGGUCUUCAUAAUAUACAUGUUGAUAUAGAGGAUUCCUGACACAAGAAAUUAAUUAAAUUAAUUUAUAAUGAAAACUAUUUCAUAAGCAAUUUAAUUUAUUUUUUUUAAUUUAUUGAAUAGAAAAUAAGAAUGA
This is a messenger RNA of Tetrahymena thermophila SB210, 399 nucleotides long. RefSeq lists its product as hypothetical. The record is from RefSeq and is a predicted model, not a curated record. The transcript has a single exon. Lineage: Eukaryota; Ciliophora; Oligohymenophorea; Hymenostomatida; Tetrahymenidae.